GUUCCAGCAUCUGUCAUCUGUCAAUGCUAACCUAAAAAAAAACUUGUUUGGUUCGGGUUGGUUGUUGUAGAUAAAAUUAAAAAAAAGGAAAAUAAGUCGCUUUCUGUUGAAUACCUAAAAACCGUGUUUUUACCCAUUCAAAUUUAAAGCAAAUUCAAAAAUGUCUCAGGAAGUUGAUAUAGAGGCGAUGAAGAAAUGUCUCACAGAUGCUAAUAUGUACGAAGAUGGAAUGGAUGAAGAGCUCAUAGUUCAAUUCUACAACGCAGUCAGAAACUCCGAAGCAUCACUACAAGAAGAAUCACGAAGAUCUUUCGAUGUUGACAGUGAAGCUGAGAAGAGCCUAAACGAAAGUGCCAACGAACUUUUGGAAGCCAUUGAAAGUUCGAAGGUUGUAGCUCCAUCAAAAAGCAUUAUAAUAGAUGAGGAAGUUGAGGAAUCUGAAAAGGAACCUUGGGAAGUUUUUGCUGAGCCUAGCCCUGCAAACAAAGUAGUCCAAGUGGAGGAGGAGGAUGAAUCGUGGAAACGUUUUGUUAAGGAUAUCCCUAAAAAGAGUCGAGUAGUACAAGAGAAGGAGCCAAGUGAAGAAAAGAAUAAUAAUCAUAAAAUCCAUUUAGAAAACGAGUCCCAAGAAUCCGAUACCAUUUUGAGCGUCAAAAAAACACCAAUUGGCUUUUACGAUAUGCCCGAAAGCCAGGAUAAAAAUUAUUUAAAAGUUAUUUAUCACAAUUUAAAGUUUGUCAACAUACAAAAUAGCAAAAAAUUCUUAUCUGCCAACAGCGAGAGUCGUGUAAAAAUGAUGUCUUAUUAUCACAUGGCAGUGGCUAAGUCAAUAUCACAUUAUGCUAGCUUAUCAACAAUUAUGGCUCCUAGAUGCAAACCUAUUAGAGGCGUUGAUGCACGCACGUGCAUAAAUCCAGUAAUUUCAUCACUUAAAGACGAAGAUUUUCUAAGUUCGCAACAAGAAGUUUAUGUUAGUCGUUCUGGACGGAUGACUAAAAAAAGGGUAUACAAUGACAAUGAAGUAUUUGAUGAAAUUCUGUUGGAAUCUGGAUCAACGAAGAAAUCAAAAAAUGAAGGUGAAUGGUUGAAAAAAGCUGUACCAACUAAUUCAAAGAAAAACAAUUCGAAUGAAACGCUAGUUAGUUCCAAUAAUAAUACGAAGAAAAAAUUUGACUUGGCGAAUACUAAUAGUGAAGAUUUGUUUGACGAACUAGAUAAUUAUGAAGCUCCAAUCCCGAUCAUGAAAUCAAGCACCACCCGUAAGAAAAUGCCCCCGAUCGAAGAAAUAAUGAAAAGAUCGUCGUUAUUUAAAGACACUAGCUCCCCAAAACGUGUCGGUGGCAGAACGAAUGCCAUCCUGAACGCGGCCAAAGAACAAACAGAACGUCAAAAACAGCAAGAAGAAGAAAUUGAGAAAUUCACAAACUCGUUGGACGCCGAUUCGCAAGCUUUCGAGGAUGACCCGGACAAAGUGAUUUUUGUUGAGCACGUUGAAGCGAGAAGAAUCACUCCAGUUGCACCCAGGAGGCUGAUAAAUGGCAGGAAAAGAGGCGGCGGUGUUGGCGCGGAGUCUCUAAACAUAACAACCAAAAAGACUAAAAGCAAUGAGGAACCUAAAACUGCAGCAGUGAAUGGAGUUGGUAGAAAAAAUAAUAAGCAGGUUGCUACUAAAAACGCGGCAAACGAAUCCAGUCCCAGCACCUCUAGGGGCAGAAAAGAAGCCAACACAACGAUGUGUCCUAUUUGUCGCGUAUCAUUUCCAAGAAGAGAGAUUGAGGAACAUGCAGCAACGUGUGGUUUGGACGUGUUCCCUACAAAUCCUCAAAACCAGAGGUUGACAUGUGAAAUUUGCGACACUGUGAUACCGUUGUCAACCCAGUACGAGAUACACGUCAAACAAUGUUUGGCCAAGAAAAACGGGUAGCCUUGUUGAAUUUAUAUUUUUGUUUAUGUCGAUAUUUUUUUUUGUAACUUAAGUAUAGAUAAUCAGUUAAAUCUGUAUUGAUAUUAAAUUUACUUGAAAUGGGCCAUAAGUGAGAAGAAUCAGAUUAUAAAAACUCAUUGUUGCACGAAUUUCAUUGGAUCUGAUUCUUGUUAUUGCAGACCUGAUAAAAUAGUGUUUGGCAUAAUAUGUAGCAAUAGUCAAAUUAUUUUAGUAUUUUUCGUUACAAUUCCAAAAAUUUACAAAAUUCAAAAUUAAAUGUUUGUUUGUCCAGAGUGCCUUGAAAUUUUCAGCGGAUAUUUAAUUGUGUUUUUGUUACGAUUUUUACCUGAUCUGCAUAAGCAAAAAGUAUAUUGAGUUGAAGUUAUUUUCAGGAAUUUUAUCUUUAGGUGGGUUCUAACAGACUCCUUCCUUAAUUUAGCAUUUUACGUUAUUUUGGUUUGCCUGAGGCUAAAAAUCGAAACUGAUUUAAAGUAUAUAUUAUGGUGCAAAUUGGUUCUCAAAUUGAAUUAGGCAGGUUAUAAAACUAUCCCAGGAAGAAUUAAAGGAAAAACACGGCUGAACUAUAACUGACUUGUUCUGCAUUUAUUCUAGUUGAAAAUACUUUUUACUUGUGCUGCUCAGUAUUUAAUUUUCUAUUUUUUAUCUUUUAUUGGUGAAUAUGUCCCACACAUCACACAGUACGUAUAAAACAUUUGUGAAACUAUAAGUUUGUAGAAUUAAUUAUUAUUUCUUUUUUAUUUAAUAAACUUGAUUUUUUUUCUAUGAA
Messenger RNA from Ceutorhynchus assimilis (cabbage seed weevil), 2711 nucleotides. The record is from the annotation of a GenBank genome assembly. NCBI's taxonomy places the organism in Eukaryota, Metazoa, Arthropoda, Insecta, Coleoptera, Curculionidae.